AUGGCUGACAGCCUUCAAUACAGCGCUGAAAUUGUUCGCUGGGUGGCCGAGAGCAAGCAGCCAUUCUCAGUCGUCGAGGAUCGUGGAUUUAAGUCCCUCAUGAAGACUGGGCGCCCUGGUUACCACAUACCUUCUUGGGAACACAACGGGGCACUCAACUUUGCGACCGACGCAUGGACUUCACCAAACCACAAGGCGUACAUGGCAAUCACCGUCCAUCUAGAGCACAAUGGCGUACCCAUCUCAAUGCUUCUUGACCUUGUUGAGGUGGCGAGGUCUCACUCUGGAGCAAAUCUCGCUGAGGCUUUUGCGGAGAUCCUUUCGAUAACUUGUGACAAUGCGACCAACAGUGACAAGAUGAUCGAAAAGCUGGCGGACCUCGUCGAGCAUUUCCCUGGGCCGCCGAACCAGACCCGUCCUCAGGAGCUGAGUAUCCUUGAAGAUGGCCUUGAGGAAACUGACGAUAUCGAGGACGACAACAUCGAGGGAUUGGAAGACGAAUGGGAUGAGAUGUCGGAGGAGGACCGUGCUGCACUCGAAGAAGACGUCAAGCCUGUCCGUCUCAUGUUGUCGAAGAAAAUUCUUGCUCAGAGUUCUGGAGCAGUCUUCAGCACCAACAAAUAUCGGUUCCCUAUUCAAAGCCUUGGUUCCCUUUCCUCGAUCCUCCGCUGCGCCUCUUUGACCCAGCUUCACAACAUUCUUCUUAUCAUUCCGACUGCAUUGGAACUUAUUUUCGCCACUGCUUUGAUUUUUAUUAAAUGGGGUUCUGGGAGGAGGCACCUGCUACUCUCCGCGGAAGGAUGGGUCUACUUCACCCUUGCGCUGGUGGAGCUCUUCUCUGAUGUGCUUCCUGCUGUGCGGGACGAUCUUCCGCUGUUUCGGGCGUUUGAUGUAGGGAUCGGUGUCGCCUCCUUUCUACCCGUCUUCUUCUAUACCUUCUUUCUUUUUCUGUUCACGAGCGGCGAGCUUGUCGAGUCUCUACCGAAGCGCGUCAAGAAUGUCGCCAAACUCGCGCUUAUCUUAUUCGUGCCCGCCAUUGUCAUCUUUAAUGAGGUUGCUUCCUUCAUGGGUGUUUCGAUUCGGACCGUUCAGCGGCCUGGCUCGGACGGACCGAUCGUCGCUGUCGGCUUCACAAGCAAGCAGAAGGAGACCCUCUGGGCAUUCUUCACCAGCACCACGCUUGCCCUCCUGACGGCGUUCCAAGCGUCCGUAUUCUGCUUUGCCUUCUUCCGCCUCUUCCAGGCAAUCACGCACCAGCGACGUAUUGAGGCCAAAGAUGAAGACAAGGCGCACUUGAUCAAAGGCAUUGGGUGGAUUUGCGCUGGGGCUAAGUUGGGGGCAUUGGAGACGGUGGUGGGUUUUGCUGGAGGGGGGUUUGGCGUCGCGAUGACGAGGAGGAUGAUGCGGAUGUUGUCGAGGGCCUGCUUGAUCAUUGGGAUCAUAAAGGGCGUUGACAUUGUUGAAGAUUUCCGAGCCGUCAGCAGUGAAGUAAUGGCCAGGAAAUCGACGAAAGAGUUCAGACGGUCUCGACUAAGGCAGUUCAUUUCCAACCCUCGGCUCAGCACGUUCCGCGAGUUGUCGCCCACCGCCACGGCUUUCCAUGCGACCCCGCGCGCUCCGCCGAUCCUUCCUCGCAGCAAACGCAACACCCUCAUCAAGCCAAAUCCUAGAGGCCAAUCAUUGGCAACUGUCCCCAAUAUGGAGGAGUUUGUCUCCGUCAGGGAGAAGCAGAACGCUCAGCGGGUAACGGUGAUGUACAACAAAGGCGCACCGACACUUUACAUGCGCUUCUCCUCGCUGAAUCUACCCAACCCUGCGCUUAUUGUGGAGCAGGUGAAGAGCCGUCCUCCGAGCGAAUGGUCCAUUGAGCGGUAUCGCAGCAAGAGCCAUGGUCCGGAGACGCCAUACGCCAAGUCGGUCUUCAGCAUCGAAUAUAUCGACCCUCCUCAGACUGCCAUGGAUGACGCCAACGCACACUGGACCACCGACCUCGAGAAGGCUGGCGAACUCAGUGCGCAGCAACUCCAGGUUCCCGAGAAAGCCGCCUUGAAUGUAUUCCGCCAGUCCAUCUUGUCCCCCGCACCCUCAUUCAAUGGUCCAUUCGAAAUCGUCACCAUUCAACGCCAGACAGUGUCCCACCAGGCUGCGCAACCGCAGGUUUUAAAGACGUUGACCAGGAGUGGGAGUCUCGACUCGCAAUCAACAUCAAUGACACCGAUCAGCUUUGCCCCGCCGAGCAUGUCAAACGUAAAGCCCCAAGAAACAACCGUCACCGGAGAGCCACUGACACAGUCGCCAGUGGAGGCAGACCCGGAAAUUAAUGCGGAUGUGGACGAGGCCGCUCUGCGGGCCAAGUCGAUGAGCAUUCGGAGUAUGCCAGAUUCUCUCCAAGCUGUUCGCGAACUCGCUGGUCAAUUCCCCGGCCCGCCGGGAAGACGACCGAGCUCGACGGUGUACGAGGAAGACGAUGGUAGUGUGCUUGACUAUCCACCUGGCAUCAUCGUCGUGCAAGCUCUGGGCUCGCCCUCGCAGCUCGAGCACGAUGUCGAUCUGAAGCGGAUGACGGUCGCGACGCAGAACACGACGAGUUCUUGGGGCAACAUGAUUCAACCAUCGCCCAUGGUGGGCCCUCAGCCCUUUGCAGAUCAGAACAGGUCAGUUGUUGUAGAAGCUCCAGAGACGCGCCAACGCAAGGGUAGCGGACCCCCUCCAUCCUACAAGUCGUACGAACAGCAACCCAUCGACCCAUUCAGUGACGAACCGACUCCAACUGCCGAUGAGAGGCUCUCGUACCAACAGCCGACACCACCCUGGGAGAAGCUCACCAUCAACACCGCAAUCGCCCAGCCUGGCAUGCUGGCCCCUCCGCCACAGGAGACAUCGCGCUUCAGCCCAGACGACGACGAGAUUACUGCUGCUUCUGUCCUCUCGGGUCUGGCCCCAUUCACUGGCAUGAGAGACGAAGAUACGCCACCUACAGAGUUUUCUACAGCUCUCGAUACGGGUAGGUCGAGGCAGCUCAAGUCUAGUCGAGCAGAAGAGCCGUAUUCCACCCCGACUCGCAAAUCACUCCCCUCUUUCUCCUACUCCAAGCAGAGUGGCGAGAAACUCGCAAUGGUCGCGCAAUGGGUUGAUACCAGCGCAUCCGUCGAAGAUGCCCUGGAGCAGGCCGCCAUUGAAGCACCCGCCCGCGAGCAGCAGCGCCGCGACAACGAUCUGCAGAAUUUGCACGACCGCGGCAAGAGCAUCGACAACCUCGUCAUCCCAUGGCUAAAACAUCCUGACGACGAGCGCAAGAUCGCGAAGGAAACGAUGGCCCAGAUAGCACGGGUGAAGAGUGUGGGCAAGGCGCCUCGGAAAUCGACACCUGUCCCUACGCGUUCGGGUUUGGUGCGUGGUAGCUUGCAUCUCCAACCCCUCGUUAUUCCUCCCAGGAAUGACAGCAUGCCAGAGGCGGUCCAAGUCGAGGUUGAGUAUGGCAGCGUGGAGUCGACUUUGACAGGAAAGGGAGUUUUGAGAGAUUCAGAGGUGCUUGGCAUGGAGGAUACAGUACACAUGAAGCAGAUCAAGCAGAGCAAUUAUUUCUAA
This is a messenger RNA of Cyclocybe aegerita, 3588 nucleotides long. Lineage: Eukaryota; Fungi; Basidiomycota; Agaricomycetes; Agaricales; Hemipholiotaceae. The record is from the annotation of a GenBank genome assembly.